GCAGACGCGGCCGAGACGUGGCACCUAAACACAGACAGGAAGAAAUACUUUCAGCUGUAUGAUGACAGCCACUGGAGCCGCUUUCCAUCUGAAUUUGAGUCGUCUGUUUAAAUGACAGCGUACAUCAUUAACCUAAAACAAACGGAUAUUUAAGCGUUUCAGCGUGACAGCGCAUGUUGCUAUGGGUCUCUGCAAGUGUCCCAAGAGAAAGGUGACCAAUUUAUUCUGCUUUGAACAUCGUGUGAACGUGUGCGAGCACUGCCUUGUUUCCAACCACAACAAGUGUAUUGUACAGUCUUAUCUGCAAUGGCUUCAAGACAGCGAUUACAAUCCAAACUGCACUCUGUGCAAUACUCCACUGAACACACAGGACACAGUCAGACUGAUCUGCUAUGAUGUGUUUCACUGGGCAUGUCUUAAUAGCUUGGCAUCUCGGCUGCCCCUCCACACAGCCCCAGCAGGGUAUCAGUGUCCCACCUGCCAGGGUGCACUCUUUCCCCCCUCUAACCUGGCCAGCCCGGUGGCUGAUGUGCUGAAAGAGCAGCUGUCCUCUGUUAACUGGGCUCGGGCUGGCUUAGGAUUGCCUCUGAUUCAAGAGCCUGUUGGGGUCCUUGAAGAGACAACUAAUAGUGUGUCUGAUUAUACGGACUGGUCAACGUUUGAUGCUCAAGAAAAAAGCAACAUGCACCCCAGUCACUCCUUCAACACAAGCCUCAGCCCACCAUCUGUUCCUCCUCCACCACACGAGGACCAUGAGGGUCGUCACAUGAAUGAGCAGUCAAACGUAAAGGAUCACACUUUGAUUAACUUUACUACAGCCGAGCCCAGCUGCGACACUAUUACAAUGCACACAGCAUCAUCACCAAGAAAGGUCUAUGAUACCCGGGACGCUGCCCACAGCUCCGUCACACAGAUCGACUUUGAUGACGACAAGUACCGGCGGCGACCGGCCCUGAGUUGGUUUGCACAGAUUUUAAAAAACCGGACGGGUGGAAAGCGGACGUCUCUGUCCUGGAAGCAGCGAGUCUUCGUGCUCCUUUUGGUCGGAGUUCUCGGGUUCUUUACGUUGAUAAUUGUCAUGGCUAAACUUGGACGUGCCUCAGCCGGCUCAGACCCAAAUUUAGAUCCUCUUCUCAACCCCAACAUUCGUGUGGGAAAAAACUGAAAACAAGCAGUGAUUCACACACACACACCCCUCCUUUAACUUGUGCGUUACACAGCAUAAACCAAUGUAGUGGCCUGAAAUGGGACCACAUGAAACACAAUCAGCCCAGCAGAGGGAGCUGCUCAGCCCACUUUAAGAGGCCACAGGAGCAUGUCACAGGUUUUCAGACUGGAAAGAAACAUUUCUUGCACUGAUCAGGAGCUCUCCUGUAAUAUCUGUGAUCCACAAACUCCAACAGUGAUCAAGACUCUGUGCAAGUUCACACUUUUAUUGUUUUGGUGAUGAGGGGGACAAGCUGAAUUCAGCUUCUUUUUUUUUCUGAGGGAUUUUUCUAAGUUAAUUAAUUUUUCUUUUUUUCCCCACAAAUUCACUUUAAAUAGUGUUGAUGUUGAGCAAACAUUUCCGUGUUUAAGACAGAGGUGUCAGAACGUACUACACUGUUUGCAGUGUAACAUUUACACAGUUAUAAAGUGAGUUGUUUGCUGAUAAGGGACUUUGCGCCUUUGUCCUUCACAGCAGAUGAGGACACAGUCAGCUCUGCACAUACUACUAGGAGUGUCGGGAAUACUCCUAAAAACUGAGUGCUUUGCUUUUAGUUUUGCCAUAUAUACUGUAUGUACAUUUCCUUGAUGAUUUUGGCUGUGCAUUAAAUGGGGAUAUCACAAAAAAUGAUAAUUUCAGUUGAUUUGUUUGUUUAAAGCUAAACUUGAGAACUUUUCUGAAGUUUCUUGUGCAGCAAUAUUUAAAACUAAUAUGACUAAAAGUCUUGUCCUUGAAGGAAUGCACAUCGCCUGCUGCCUUUAUAAACCAAACUUAUCUUGGCAUUGGAAAGGAUCGUUACAGUAUAUAGAUGUUUUGGUCAAACCUUAUAAAUUACGUUUUAAGAUUGAUUUAUGGUUGUUUGAGUGUUGGCUGAGAUUCAUGAGGUGUUUGCUGUAAAUGUUAAUGAGUUGAAGACUUCCAAUAAAUGAUUACUUUCCAAGUUUUACAAA
Molecule: messenger RNA, 2157 nt
Organism: Nematolebias whitei (Rio pearlfish)
Lineage: Eukaryota; Metazoa; Chordata; Actinopteri; Cyprinodontiformes; Rivulidae
Gene: zfpl1
Product: zinc finger protein-like 1
Exons: 8
Coding region: 182-1165 (327 amino acids)
Cellular component (GO): Golgi apparatus
Source: RefSeq, a predicted model, not a curated record